This is a messenger RNA of Somion occarium, 1619 nucleotides long. The record is from the annotation of a GenBank genome assembly. NCBI's taxonomy places the organism in Eukaryota, Fungi, Basidiomycota, Agaricomycetes, Polyporales, Cerrenaceae.
GCAAGUCCUUAGACAGUGACCACCACUGUGUCUUCGACGUGUUCUUCAUUGACAACAUAUGCUACAAUGUCGAAUUCGCCAGGGCCUGCCAAAGUCUCGUUUACUAUCCGUCGACCAACACCGGUCUCGCGAGCUAGCUCAACUGGAGCGGACUCAGACUCGUCUUUCAAACUACCUGCCCUUCCCCGGCACUUGACCAAUGGAGCCAGCACACCGGGUAGUCCCCUCGCUCGUAGUGCGCCUGCAUCGCCCAAACCAUCUAGGGCCCGGACAUAUCAUGAACGAGAUAGCUCGGAGGAAGAAGAAGAGAUACAGGAUGAAUUGGUGACCGGCUUCGAUCAGUUUGGUGUUCAGCGAUUAUAUGAGAAGAAAAAACCAGAAGGACCUCUGGUUAUUCCCCCGCUCAAGAACAAAGAUUGGAGGGAACUUGCUCGCAAACGCAAGAGUCUCUACGUUCCCCCAAGUGCUAUUGCAGCCACUGGAGCCGAUGGAAGUGUUGGUGGGCUUGGCACGAAGGAUACGAUUCAAUCAGGUCCUCAACUGGCUGGGUUGCAGCUGAAGAAGAGGGUGAAGCUGGAAGAAAGUACAGGCGUGAAGAUGGAAGUCGAGCAAGAUGGCGUUAAUAUCAAGACCGAAGUCAGCGCAGUUAGUACAUCGCUAACUGAAACGGUGGAGGAAGUCAAAUUAGAGCAAGAAACAGAGGAUCAGAAGGCUUUGCGUGCCAUUCUUGCAGGAGUCACCGAUGAACAUGCCAACGAAAGGCAAAUAGACAUCAUUCCUGCGGUGAUCAGCGAAGACGAUGCUUUCAAACAAGACGUCGUUGAGCUGCCAGAACCUGCAACACUCGAGGACUAUGAACGUGUCCCGGUGUCCCAGUUUGGCGCAGCACUACUCAGAGGGAUGGGUUGGAAAGAGGGCACCGCGGCUAGUAAACGGAAGGGAGCGGAUGGGAAGGAGAAGGGACUGGUUGAGCCGUGGUUACCACAGGCUCGACCUGCACUGCUGGGUAUCGGAGCCAAGGAGAAGCAGGUGUACGACGAUGGAAGCGGAAAAGGGAAGAAGGGUGGAAAGAAAGCCAGACCAGAGAGGAAGUACAUGCCUAUCCUGAAGGUGGAAAAACCCAACGGUGAUGAUAGCAGGCAUGGUAGUGAAGAACGUGGUUCAAGAUCCGGAAGCUCUUCACGUCGACGUUCGCCGUCCCCAUCCUACUCAUCCUCACGAAAAGUUUCAAGAAGGUCACCUUCGCCUGAUCGUCGACGAGAUCGCGAGCGUGAUCGCUAUGGUUCAGACUACGACCGGAGUAGACGCGACGAAUACAGGGAGAAAGACAAGGAUCGAGAGCGGUCCAGGGACCGGGAGCGCGAUAGACGGAGGGACGACGAGUCCAGUUCUUCUCGCAGAGACCGGGAUCGUGAUAGCGAUAGACGAAGAGAUCGUCGAGACUACUAACAAUCCGACCUCUUCUAUUGGUGACUUGAUACUCGUUUCCGCAACUUGGGCUGUGUUCAAUAAUAUAUUAUACAUUGAAUCUACAGAAUUCCGCCCACUGGCUGCUCAGCGAAACCUUUUGCUUGGUCGUAUACAAGGUGCCCACGCAGAUAUGUCUGUUCAACCCUGCC